Archocentrus centrarchus (flier cichlid) is the source of this 3321-nucleotide messenger RNA. RefSeq names its product serine/threonine-protein kinase D3. The record is from RefSeq and is a predicted model, not a curated record. The coding region runs from base 649 to 3321 and encodes 890 amino acids. Lineage: Eukaryota; Metazoa; Chordata; Actinopteri; Cichliformes; Cichlidae. Gene Ontology annotation, molecular function: protein serine/threonine kinase activity; ATP binding. Gene Ontology annotation, cellular component: cytosol. Gene Ontology annotation, biological process: intracellular signal transduction; protein phosphorylation; phospholipase C-activating G protein-coupled receptor signaling pathway. The transcript has 19 exons.
CAGAGUGAGACCUCCUCCUGCCGGUGAGAGCUGCAGGUUUUUCCUCUGCGUGCUUCGCAGCUGAUAAUCAUCAGAUCCGCAUGAAGCUGGAGCUGCUCGGUCGGACUGCAGCUUCGCGGGGGAGUUUGGCGAGGAAGGAGUCCAAAACAAAAGUUCAGAGUUCCGUCUUGCUGGUUUUAACUGUCGCUUCCAGCCCCGGAGGACCUGCUGCGGGGGACUGACCGGGUCUGUGUUCCUUAACUCGGCCGUUUAGCGUUCCGAGCUGCCGCUGGAUGGGACGCACAUUUUCUGCUCGCUUGUGCCCCGAUGGAAGCGGAGAAACCACCGGGCUCUCUGAGAUGUUCUGAGUGAAGCAGCUCCGACAGAAGAUCUGCAGCCUUUCAUCGCUGUGCUCUUGCUCACAAUCAGCAGGUCAGAGGAUUCAUUGAGGAUUUAUCAGAGUUAUAAAAGUCUUUAAAGGUCGAGCUUUAACUUCAGACCUUUAUUCUUGGCUGGCCUCAGAGAUGCUCUGCAGUGAGAGGAAACUUUCAGUGCUGAACAAUCAAGACAAAUGAUUGGACGCACGAUGCUCGGCUGACUUUUUUUUUUUUUUGGAUGUCGUUCACCAUCGAGGUCAUUCUCCCGCCGCCACGUCACAGAUAGCAGAAAAUGUCGACCGAUAACAGCCCGCCUCCCCUGCCGGCUUCCCCGAGGUCGUUCCACGCCCUACCUCAUCACCCAGCCCCGCCCACUCCAUCACCUUCACCCAGCCCGCCCGCCACCAUCUGCAGCCGGCUGUCCAACGGCAGCCAGUCGGCACCCAGUCCCACGAACUCACGGGGAUCGUUACACGGCAUCUCCUUCCUGCUUCAGAUCGGGCUCACGAGGGAGGCGGUCACCCUCGACCCCGGAGACGUGUCGCUGUCCGCCGUCAGAGAGCUCGUCUGCUCCAUCGUGGAUCAGAAGUUUCCUGAAUGUGGAUUUUUUGGGAUGUACGACAAGAUCCUGCUCUUCCGCCAUGACCUGAGCUCAGAUAACAUCCUGCAGCGUCUGACCUCCAUGGAAGAGAUCCAGGAGGGCGACCUGAUCGAGGUGGUGCUCUCUGCUCUCGCCACAGAGGAGGAUUUCCAGAUCCGACCUCACACUCUGUACGUUCACUCCUACAAGGCGCCGGCCUUCUGUGACGACUGCGGGGAGAUGCUGUGGGGCCUCGUCAGGCAGGGCCUCAAAUGUGAAGGAUGUGGACAGAACUACCACAAACGGUGUGCAUUCAAGAUCCCCAACAACUGCAGCGGUGUGAGGAAGAGACGGCUGUCCAACGUGUCCCUGCCGGGUGCCGUCCUGUCCGUCGCUCGUCCGCCUUCCACUGACUUCACCCCGGCCCUGCAGGAGGAGCGCCCCCUUCUGGGUGCCAUGAAGCGAAACUCCCUGCUGAGCGGCCGGCCCAUCUGGAUGGAGAAGAUGGUCCUGGGUCGGGUGAAAGUCCCCCACACCUUCUCUGUCCACACCUACACCCGUCCAACCAUCUGUCAGUUCUGCAAACGUCUGCUGAAGGGCCUCUUCCGCCAGGGCCUGCAGUGCAAAGAUUGUAAAUUUAACUGCCAUAAGAGAUGUGCAGCCAAAGUACCUCGAGACUGCCUCGGUGAGGUCGACUUUAACGGAGAGCCGGCCAGCCCCGGUCUGGACUCGGAGGCGACGAUGGAGGUGGACAACUGCGACGUGAAUAGCGAUGGAGGUCACAGCAUGGACGAGCAGGACGAGCCGUCCACCGAAGACAAGCUCUUCUACGAGGGUCCCUGCGCAGACUGCGAGAAGGACGACGAGACGGUCAGGACGAUCAGCCCGUCGACCAGCAGCAACAUCCCUCUGAUGCGCGUGGUCCAGUCCAUCAAACACACCAAGAGAAAAAGCUCCACGGUGGUUAAAGAGGGCUGGCUGGUGCACUACACCAACCGCGACAAUCUGAGGAAGAGACAUUACUGGAGGCUGGACAGCAAGAGUCUGACUCUGUUUCAGAAUGAAAGUGGAGCCAAGUAUUACAAGGAGAUCCCCCUGUCCGAGAUCCUGCAGGUGGAGCUGGCGCGGGACUUUAGGAGCAUGCCUCAGGGCAGCAACCCACACUGCUUUGAGAUCAUCACGGCCAGCAUGGUGUACUACGUCGGGGAGGACAAUGGCGGCCUCUACCACAACCCAGCUCUGGCAGCAUCCGGCAUGGGACGGGACGUAGGGCAGAGCUGGGAGAAGGCCAUCCGGCAGGCGCUGAUGCCGGUCACACCCAAGGCCAGCGUUGGCACGGGGCCGGGCCAGGGGAAGGACCACAAGGAACUGUCUAUCAGCAUAUCAGUGUCCAACUCCCAGAUACAAGAAAAUGUGGAUAUCAGCUCAGUGUAUCAGAUCUUUGCCGACGAGGUCCUCGGCUCAGGACAGUUUGGGAUCGUUUAUGGAGGCAAACACAGAAAAACCGGCAGAGAUGUGGCGAUCAAAAUCAUCGACAAAAUGCGCUUCCCCACGAAGCAGGAGAGCCAGCUGCGGAACGAGGUGGCCAUACUUCAGAACCUGCACCACCGCGGGAUCGUGAACCUGGAGUGCAUGUUUGAGACACCCGAGCAGGUGUUUGUGGUCAUGGAGAAGCUUCACGGCGACAUGCUCGAGAUGAUUUUAUCCAGCGAGAAGAGCCGGUUACCUGAACGCCUUACCAAGUUCCUGGUUACACAGAUCCUGGUUGCCCUGAGACAUCUUCAUUUCAAGAACAUCGUCCACUGUGAUCUGAAGCCCGAGAACGUCCUGCUGGCCUCAGCAGAGCCAUUUCCUCAGGUGAAGCUCUGCGACUUUGGCUUCGCUCGUAUCAUUGGGGAGAAGUCGUUCCGUCGCUCGGUGGUCGGCACUCCGGCCUACUUGGCGCCCGAGGUGCUCCGCAGCAAAGGCUACAACCGAUCUCUGGACAUGUGGUCGGUCGGCGUCAUCGUCUACGUCAGUCUGAGCGGGACGUUUCCCUUCAACGAAGACGAGGACAUCAAUGACCAGAUCCAGAACGCCGCCUUCAUGUACCCACCUAACCCCUGGAAGGAGAUCUCAGAGGAGGCCAAAGACCUGAUUAAUAACCUGCUGCAGGUGAAGAUGAGGAAGCGCUACAGCGUGGACAAGUCGCUGAGCCACCCCUGGCUGCAGGACUACCAGACCUGGCUGGACCUCAGGGAGUUCGAGACACGGCGAGGUGAGCGAUACAUCACGCACGAGAGCGACGACGCCCGCUGGGAGGAAUAUGCUGACGAAAGAGGCCUGCACUACCCCAAACACUUCAUCAUGUCACCCAACCUGGAUGACAUGGAGGAGGACCCUUAG